CCACACGGCUGGGGGAGCAGUAGGUCGAAGGGUGUAGAAAUCCUAUUCAUAUUAUCUACUUGCGGCCUCCAAUUCCAUUGUCCCGACACCAUCCUUUGUCCUCCCUCCUCCCUCCCAUGGCUCGAUAGCACCUCCAAACCUCGACAAAGCAUCGCAAACCCGACUCCGGCGCAUCCACCAUGAGCCAAUUGGCCGCUGCUCCGCUGCGAACGGCGAAGCAGCUGCAGAAACUGAAAGAGAUCAAAAAGGUCAAAGCCGCCAUCCGCUGGCACGAACGCGCCCGCAAAAAGCGCCAAGCCAUCGCAAAAGACCGCCAUGAAUCCAAGUCCACCGCCAUAAGCCUCCAAGCAUGGACCAAGGAAAAUGCGCACGACAUCGAGAAACGCGCCCUGAGGAACGCCCGCGAGGACUGGUUUCUCGGGCCGCUGCGUCCCAACCGCGCCAUCGGCUCGGGAGCGGGUCGAUAUGGAGCCAUGGAAGCGGAAGAGCUACGACGGCCUGCCAUUCCAGUGCGCGUGCAAAAGAAUCGGAAUGAAGUUCGGGAGAAGAAAGGCUUGCAGCUGGAAUACCCGUUCGUUGUGGACGACAAGAAAUACUUCCACAUUGUCCAGGACGACCGUGUGGUGCUGAUGAAGGGCAGGGAGAAGGGCAAGAUUGGGGUUGUCGACUCAAUCUCAGAGGAGUCGCAUGAGGCUAUUGUCAAAGAUCUCAACAAGCACUACGCCGAUGGUUCGGCAUUCAACGUACCCCCGGGUCAGGAGGCUCCCGCGAAGCGCGAGACCGAAAUUAUGGUCCCGCUCUCUGACCUUCGUCUCGUGGUACCCUAUCGUAUCGCUACCUACAACGCCGAGGGAGAAGCCAAGCACAUUUACGAAGACGUGGUCGUCGACCACCUUGUCAUGGAGCGUCACACGACGGGCAUUGAUCCCUUCACCGGCCUCGACUAUGGGAACGAGGAAUUCCCCAAAGAGCAUCGAUAUGACCCUGACACCGGCCUUCCCAUCUUCAACCGCUACAUUGCCGGCACUAGGCGGAGAAUAGCGUGGCCGUGGGAAAAAGAGGAGAAGGAGGAGCCUGAGUCCGACAGGAAGGAUACCACUACCACUGAAGUGAAGCAAGGCUGGUUCCGGUCGUCAUUCCGCAACUUGGGCGCCAAUUGGGUGAAAGUGAAGGAAAGUCUCAGGCGCUACGCCGCCUCUCCCCUCACUGGCGGAGCGCAGAAGAAGCUAGAGGACAACGAUGAGCUCCAGGCGGAAGACGAAAAGGAGAUGAACUCCAUCAACAAACAGAUCGAGGAAGUGUAUACAGCGCGAAAGGAAGGAAAACCCCAGCCCGACAAGCGACCGCCCGACUUCGACGAAGACACAGGCCGCAAUAGAAUCGAAGGCGAGGAGACCAAGACUUUCUAUCCGACGCUCGUCUACCCGCCCUUCCCGAACGAGCUCUCUCAGGAACUUGCCCCUCAUAUCCGCGAAGCGAAGUGGGCAGAGGCGAGAGAGAAGAGAGAGCGCGUAGCUCAGGAGACGAGGGAGAUCGAGAAACCGAAAGCGAAUCCGGAGGAGCAGGAGGCGAAGCAGAGGCAGCUGGAUCGCAUGAAGACGCCUCUGCAGUUGCGGUGGGAGGUGGAGUGGGCGAGGAAGGCGCAGGCGGAGAUGGCGAACCCGAAGGUUUCGACUGAGGUGCUUUUGGCGGCGCUUGGGAAGCAUAUGCAGGAUAAUGGGGUGAAGUUGACGGAGAAGAGGAGAAAAGCUGCGAAAAAGCUAGAAGAGGUGGACUGAGCGCCUCCACCAGACCCGGCAUGCUGUAGAUAUUAGACGUUCAUCUGUAGGAUAAGGGACUGGAUGUGCAGCCCAGCCGUAUGCAUCGAUUGGUGGGGGUAUCUAGCUUUGCAAAUGUAAGACUACUCCUUAAC
Messenger RNA from Trematosphaeria pertusa, 1912 nucleotides. RefSeq lists its product as uncharacterized. Gene Ontology annotation, biological process: translation. Gene Ontology annotation, cellular component: ribosome; mitochondrion. The transcript is spliced from 2 exons. The record is from RefSeq and is a predicted model, not a curated record. Gene Ontology annotation, molecular function: RNA binding; structural constituent of ribosome. The coding region runs from base 180 to 1778 and encodes 532 amino acids. Lineage: Eukaryota; Fungi; Ascomycota; Dothideomycetes; Pleosporales; Trematosphaeriaceae.